Molecule: messenger RNA, 6333 nt
Organism: Pipistrellus kuhlii (Kuhl's pipistrelle)
Lineage: Eukaryota; Metazoa; Chordata; Mammalia; Chiroptera; Vespertilionidae
Gene: FRS2
Product: fibroblast growth factor receptor substrate 2
Exons: 11
Coding region: 643-2169 (508 amino acids)
Biological process (GO): cell surface receptor protein tyrosine kinase signaling pathway
Cellular component (GO): cytoplasm; cell-cell junction
Source: RefSeq, a predicted model, not a curated record
GCCGGAGAGAGGCCUGGUAGGCACAGCCGCGGAGGCUCCAUCGCUUCCCAUUAGGCGCUCCUGCCCGGAUCGGAGCCCGCGGGUCCGCGCCCGCCGCCCCGCGCCCUGCCCGCUCCCAGCGCCGGAGCCCACGUUUGUAUGUACUUCAUGUUUGGAGCUGUCAUUUUUCCAUGACUUCUAAAGAAGAAUGGUUUCUCGGUAACUCCUGAGAGGUUCCCUGUCCUGUUACAGCUGUUGUACCAAUGCAGAGUGCACGCUGAUGGGCACAGGUAACUGAGCCCUAAUUUGAAUCCAGAUCUGCCUGAUGCCACGCCUGUGUGUGUUUCCACUACAUCAUGCUACCUUCCAAUAAUCUGGUAACCUGAGUUCAACAUUACAGAGGAAAUGACCAUGGAGAAGUAGAUGCCCAGAUGCAAAGUGAUGAAACAACCAAUUUGUCAUAAAGUAAAAUGCAGCUGUGGCUUUUCAACCAGAUUAGAACAAAAUUGUAUCUAUUUUCCUCAGAGGAGAAUUCCACAAGGUUAAGUCAUCAAACAAAGAAAACAUGGUGUUCUGAAGUAUGAUUAAACUCCUGCGGCUGCAGCAGAGGUUAAGCAUAUUCAUGGCCAGAUCUAGUGCUCACAUGGUCUUCUGAAAGAAGCCAUGGGUAGCUGUUGUAGCUGUCCAGAUAAAGACACUGUCCCAGAUAACCAUCGGAACAAGUUUAAGGUCAUUAAUGUGGAUGAUGAUGGGAAUGAGUUAGGUUCUGGCAUAAUGGAACUUACAGAGACAGAACUGAUCUUAUACACUCGCAAACGUGACUCGGUGAAAUGGCACUACCUCUGCCUGCGACGCUAUGGCUAUGAUUCAAAUCUCUUCUCUUUUGAAAGUGGUCGACGAUGUCAAACUGGACAAGGAAUCUUUGCCUUUAAGUGUGCCCGUGCAGAAGAAUUAUUUAACAUGUUGCAAGAGAUAAUGCAAAAUAACAGUAUAAAUGUGGUGGAAGAGCCAGUUGUUGAAAGGAAUAAUCAUCAGACGGAAUUGGAAGUCCCCAGAACACCUCGAACACCUACAACUCCAGGGUUUGCUGCUCAGAACUUACCUAAUGGAUAUCCCCGAUAUCCCUCAUUUGGAGAUGCUUCAUCCCACCCGUCAAGCAGGCACCCUUCUGUGGGAAGUGCUCGCUUGCCUUCAGUGGGAGAAGAAUCUACACAUCCUUUGCUUGUGGCAGAGGAACAGGUACAUACCUAUGUCAAUACUACAGGUGUGCAAGAAGAGCGGAAAAACUGUGCAGCUGUGCAUGUCCCGUUGGAGGCGAGGAUUUCUAAUGCUGAAAGCAACACUCCAAAAGAAGAACCAAGUAGUAUUGAGGACAGGGACCCUCAGAUUCUUCUUGAACCUGAAGUAGUUAGAUUUGUCUUAGGACCAACUCCUGUUCAAAAGCAAUUAAUGGAAAAAGAGAAAAUGGAGAAAAUUGGAAGAGAUCAAGUCAGCGGGAGUGGUGCAAAUAACACAGAAUGGGACACUGGCUAUGACAGUGAUGAGCGAAGAGAUGCACCCUCUGUUAACAAGCUGGUGUAUGAAAAUAUAAAUGGGCUAUCUGUCCCUAGUGCCUCCGGGGUCCGGAGAGGUCGUCUGACAUCCGCCAGUACCUCAGAUACCCAAAACAUCAACAACUCCGCUCAGAGAAGAACUGCAUUAUUGAACUAUGAAAAUUUACCAUCUUUGCCUCCUGUUUGGGAAGCCCGCAAACUAAGUAGGGAUGAAGAUGACAAUUUAGGACCAAAGACCCCAUCUCUAAAUGGCUACCAUAAUAAUCUAGAUCCAAUGCAUAACUAUGUAAAUACAGAGAAUGUAACAGUGCCAGCAAGUGCUCACAAAAUAGAAUAUUCAAGGCGUCGGGAUUGUAUACCGACAGUCUUUAACUUUGAUAUCAGACGCCCGAGUUUAGAACACAGGCAGCUCAAUUAUAUACAGGUUGACUUGGAAGGGGGCAGUGACUCCGACAACCCUCAGACUCCAAAAACACCUACAACUCCUCUUCCACAGACCCCUACCAGGCGCACAGAGCUGUAUGCUGUGAUAGACAUCGAGAAAACUGCUGCUAUGUCCAAUUUGCAGAAAGCACUACCACGAGAUGAUGGUACAUCUAGGAAAACUAGACAUAAUAGUACUGAUCUGCCUAUGUGAGCCUGGAAAGCAUUACAUUGUUUGCACCUUUGUGAACUUAAAAAAAAAUGAAGAUGCAAGUACUUCAUUUUCAUUUCUAAACACUAACUCCUUUUAUAGACUGAUGUUUUUUUUGUUUUUUUUUAAUAUUUCAUGUGCUUAACUAAAGGGAAUUAAUGUAGAGCAGGUACUCAUUAAAGAACACUAAUUUCAUUAUAUACAACUCAUUACUGUACAGCAGCACUCCUAUUUUCACAGUGCCUAUUUAAAAUGAGAGUUGAAGUGAGUGACAUGCUGGUUGAUUUUUAUCAAUAUUCUGGACUUAUGCAUAUCAUUCAUGCCUAAGUCAUGGUUGGCAUUUCAAACAUUUUAUAAAGCCUCUUGAUAAUGUGCAUUGCUAACAGAUAACUCUAGGCUUUGAAAGUAAUAUUUGUAGAUUCACUGUUCAUGGUAUGUGGUGGUCAGCAUGUAACAUGAAGAAUCCUUUAUUUCGUUAAUUGUAGGCUUUUUGACUUGAGCCAAACCAUAGGUCAAGGAAAUAGAAGUACCACACUCCUUAUAUACCCGUCAGCUCCUUUGCCUUCAUCUUACUAGAAAGAGUCCUGUGUCCAUGAAUAUGGUUUGUUAUUGGUGUGUUGAAAGGCAGGGAAGAAGAUAAUACUGUGUUUAUUCAUCUCAUGAGGUCUUUGGAAGGGCAUGCCCAGAUAUCUUAAUCAGAAUUACAGUAGGCUCAAGAAUCAGUCUCAGGUCACUUUAUCCAAAAGCAUUUGAAAAUCUGAACCAUGAUCUUUUGAAAGUGUGUCUCCUAUGGAUUAUUGACAAUAACAUUGUUCUGGAGGCAUUUGUGCCAUUAGAUUGACACUCACCUUCAGUUUUUCUCCUUUGGUGUUUGGGCUGUUGUAUUUUGUUGCUUAAUGUCUUUUUCAAUUUAAAAUGUUUGAAUUUGUAUAUAGUUUUUAAAUUGGAUUAUGUGUUUAUUGUUGUUUAGUUUGCAUUUUUGUCAAAUUGUGGUUUUGAAGGUUCAUUUAGAACUUACUGUUAUUCUAUAACAGGGUUGCCCUUGUCCAGUAUUUAUUUAUAUGCUGUUUACUUUUCAAGUUGUUGAUAAAAACAUUCUCUCAGUUUUAAAUUUUACUUGUGUCCAUAGGUGAUCUUUUUAGCAGCUGAGAAAAAAAAAAAAGGAAAUUACCUUUAACACGCGAAGUUCCCGAAAGGUACUGUUUUCUCUUGGGCACUCUCCCCAGCACUUUAGCAGCGAUUCCCUCAAGUCACACGGCUGCAGUUACACUUUGCCCACUGCAGUGCUCCUCAGCUCUGCUGUCCUUUCACUCCUUGUUGGAUCUUUGAUUAUCCCUGGUUUCAAUGGAAUGUUAAGGUUAUUGCCAGCAUAGCAAGUACAGUGGAAGUCAUGUAGCAAUAAGAUUGUCAUAAUUUAGGAUUUAAAAUGAAUUGAAACUUAUAUAAACUGACGAGAGGUCAUAUGUCCAACUCUUAGAAAUCGAGAAUGUUCCAGUUUCCCAAACACUAGAGAAAACAAGAGAAGGUAGAGUGAAAAGAAGGUUAGGUAACCUUGCAAAAUAUUUUACCGUUUUCUCUAAAUAUGAGGAAGUUUGAGAUUAUGAUCUGUAUCUAACAGAUGUAACUAAGGUUAAGUUAGCAUGAAAAGAUUUCAGUCAUAUAGCAUCCAACCUGUUCAAUAAAAAAACAAUUAUAGGACAGUGAAUGGAUUAGGAAAAUUAUUAGAAUGGGACCAUUAUAAAGAAAAUAAAUUAUUAAAGAUGUCUAUUAUUUUCAGUGCCAUUGGUUUAUGUGCAUAGCAGAAUCUCUUCUCUUUUUUUCUGUGAACUUGGUGCUUACUAAAGUGUUCACUAUUCUCUAAAAAGAGAGCAGUGGUAUAGGUGUGCAGUUUCCAUUUUUAAUAUAUUGUUGCAUUUAUGUUUUCUUCUGAGUAGUUUGCUAAUCGUGCCAAAUUUAUGUGAUUUUUGUAAUGUGGAAUAAGAAUUAUGAUGGAAUUAGUACGCAUGGUUUUCUCUGAAAUAAGCAGUAGAGACAGAACAUUAACCUCCAAAUGGAAGGGCUGACCUAUUUAUUCAUUUUGGAGGUUGGAUACUUCAUUUUCUUUUUCUCAUCCUUUUCAUUUUCCCUUCCAGAUUCUAAUUAGUUUUUAUACUUUUUAGGUAACUCCAAUGUAAUCAUUGCAGUUUAUGCUUUAAUAGUGUGUGCAUUAAAAAAGAAAAUGGAACCAAUUUGUCUGCUAAGAAUUUGAAUUUAGGUACUAUGAGUAUUAGGAAGAUGUACACAUAAAACUGGUGUUAAUUUCUAGACGUCUCUGGAAAUCACCUGUGUCCCUAUUUAAUAAAAAGUAAUGUAGAACACUCCUUUUCCUUUGCAGUAGUCUAGUAAUGGGCAUUAAGCUCUAUCCUGGAAGAAUGUAUCUAUUACUAGGUGCAUUUUAGAAUGAGUUAUUUUAUUGGGAUAUAAUUAUGGCCAUAUGUUUCAGAUUUUCUGAGACAGACCUAAUUUUAGAUAUUCUGUUCUGUUGCUAGACUGUGAUCCUACUUUUCAGUUUUGGAAAUAUAAUAAUUAUUCAUAUAUUUUCCUAAAUAGAAUCUUCUUUUAUCAUUAUAGAUCGUAACAGCUUUUAUCCCAGACCAGGGUUGGAAACAUGGAUAUUGACUGUGUUUGUUUUUGUUUUUUAGUGCGUUUUAACUUCCCAGUUUCACCUUUCUUUAAAAAUGAAAUUAUGGUGCCUUUUCUCCCUCCAGGAAGAUUGGCAAAUAGUUCUUUUAUUUACUGCUGCUGUGGAGUGAUGAGAUAUGCACUUUACUCUAGAAGAUUCAGCAAAAAACUUUUCACUUCCCAGUAUAUCCAGAAUAGAUCACAUUUGGGACUUAAGAAAAUUUGCCAAGCAAUCUUUUUUUAUAGUUAUAGUUAUUAUGUUAACUCCACAGUUCAAUGUUAUAAAUCAAGCUAGAGUUUAUCACCCCAGCCCCCAAAGAAAUCUGUGGCACAACAUAUAAAAAUGUACCUCAAUAAUGUUCUAUUAAAAAUGGGACAGGGGCCUUAUGUUUUCAUAAUUUCUCAAUAAUGUGCCACCAUAUUUUUGCCUCAAGGUAAAAGUUUUAACAAGCUAAAAAGUACUUCCCACUUCCCCCUGUGCUGUUCCUAAUCCCUAAUGCCCAAGUGUUUUGUGCAAUGUAUAGUAUGUAUAAGUAUAUAUGUAUAUGUACACAUAUACAUACAUUUAUCUUUGAAAUAGACAUACCAUCAGAGACAACAUUCAGAAGUAACUGAUGUAUUGGCAUCUCAUUCAUAUUUCUGAUAUGUGAGGUAUAUGGUACUAAUUACCUUUUCCCUGAUGUUUGCCAAAUUUGAAUAAAGGCAUUGGUACGAAAUUCCAGAAUGUAUACAAAAUGUUUUUGGCUUGAAAAAUGAACAACUAUUUUAUUACCUACCACAAUAUCCUCUGCCCAAACCAGCACCAUAUCUAUCUAUCCUGUUCUUUAUAUCCCUAUUCGCCAUUCAUACUUUCUCAGUUUUUGGGGGUAUAACAAUUCUUUUGUAGCAUCACUAUUGAUUGCAAUUCUAUGACGGACUGGUUAUUAAUAGUACAGUAGUCACCGGUGUGCCACAUUUGCAUUAGUAAAUGCAAAAUAUACAUUUUAUAAAGGACAAAUUUUGUGUUAUGUUUUUAUUUUCAUUACAUUGUAUAAUAUUGUAAGAUUAUUGUAUGUCCUAAUUUGCAUUAUAAAUGUUUUUUUCCUACAUAAAGGCAUAGAUAUAGCAACUUUGUAUAAAGGUAGCUUAUUAGAUUUUUAAUUUUUUUCUUUUAUAUAAAAUUGUCUAACAGUGGGACUACCAUUGCCAAAUUGUAUAUGAAAUAUGAAUUUUACCCCCUAUGGUUAAUUUCUUUUAUAAAACAUUCCACAUUUCUCUAAUAAAAGACAUAAGUGAUACUGUACUAUGCAUAAAUUGUAUUUUAAUGCUGUUUCAUAACAGCAUUUUAAAUUUGCUUUGCAUUUUUAAUAUUGGCAAAAUUUACCACUGUUGAUUAAAACCUUGUUGUAUAUGUAACAACAUCUUUUGCCCUCUCUUCCUCCCCGCCCUUUGUUCUCUGUUUCUCCCUAUCAGUGCCAACUUCAUACAUUUUGUAGCAUGGCAAUAAAAUAUAACUUUUACACUGAG